AUGGUUUCAAGAGUAUUUCGAGCUCUACCACUCGGCAGAGUGAGAUUAGCAGUUCCCGAAGAUGUUCCAGCAAUAUUGGGAUUGGUGAACGAGUCUAUGUCAUUAAACUUUCGUAUAGAUGGAACUUCGGAUAUAAUGCACCUUCUGGAGAAUUGUGUUUUGUCCAUCUGUCAAGUCGAUAUAAACGACACGAUAGUUGGCUUUCUGGCUGUUAAGGACCACCCACUGCAGCCGUCAGUGAACCCUGCUGCUUGGGAGGACUUCAUUUGGAGUAAAUUUAAAUCCAUUGAAUUGAAUUCAAGAAACACCCUAUUCAUCCAUCUCCUGUGCUGGAACCCGAUCUAUGCGCGGGAGCUAGUGGAUAAUAUGCUUAAGAGUAUCUUCAUGCACGAUUCUUAUUUGCAGUAUAUUGCUGUUAUACGUACUAUAAUUGAACACCCCUUAUUAGUGCCAGGUCAGUCCCGUUCUGAAGCCUCGUUUAGACGGGUACAGGCUAUGGAAAGGGGAAUCCCCGGGGAUCAACUACCCACUUUGCUCAUCGCCGAGAGGGGUGAAGUUAGCCCAAAACUUAAGAUCAGAAGAGCAGUCGAAGAAGAUAAUGACGACAUAGUACCUAUCAUAGAGCAACAUUCUUUACGGUUAAGGCAACUUUAUGGGGAUUUUUAUGUCAGUGAGUUAAUAUCGAGACAUCCGGAAUCGGAGAGAGCUUUGCUUGUAUGCGAGCAUAAAGAAAUUGCAGUUGGCGUGAUGUGUCUGAACACCGAAAUCAACUUUGAAGAGCUGGAGGAAAGCUUUGAUCUGUCACCCUUCGCUGGCUUGAAGCGGUUGGAUAAAAUAGUACAGUCGGAGGAGAAAUUUGUACCGGAGACUUCAAAUUUAAGCCUGUUAGAAGAAGCAAAGGAACCUCAAAAAGAAACUUCUUUUACCAGCGCUGCUUCGAGAGAGACGAAGUCAAGGGUGACUUGGAUUUUCGAUGAAGACGAAUUUACAAAGUUCAAAGAGCAAGACAUACAUCCGCCCCGCCCCUCUCAACCUGGUCAAUACUCGCAAAUGGAGAUCUUGAACUUCUUCCAAGAUGAACCACCCGAGAUGGAAUAUGAUAUAGUCAAUAUUGAACCUGACUUGAUCAAAGUUCCGAAGUUCUUCUACGAUAAACUUAGUGAUGGAUUAGACGAUAAAGCCAAAAUACGUCGUACAGAGUCAUUCUAUGACAACAAAUAUCUUGAUAAGGAUAUAGGCAAGAAGUCAUCCGAGUUUCCUGUUGUACCGCCUGCGAAGCCUCCAGGACCGAUUCGAUAUCACGGCGCUUCAAACGCCUUCCUUUUGGAAUUAUUUGCUAUGCACCACGAUUAUGAUGAACGAGAUGUCCGAGUUCGGCCAGCAGAACUAUAUGAUGCAGUAAGCUUGGGCGAUGUUCUAGAAAACUCUCUCAGAAAGCAGGAGAUCUUGGAUCUGUUUCAUGAUAGUUUUGAAAUCCAAACGCUGUCUUCUUUCGCCCUACUCAGUCAAAAUCAACCUAUUGGUUUGGUGAUACUUGGUCCUCUUGAUGAUACAACUACCAUAAGAGCCCAGUACGAAUUAGAGUCUGAACCUUAUAAAUAUGGAACUGACGCGGCGAUUCUGGCUGGAAUUAUGUCACCAGUGAUGGAGCCUCACGGACGUUGGUAUUUACGGGAUUUGAUUAGGCACACGAGAUAUACAACGCUGUUCUACGCUUGCAGACUUUUCGCUAAAGGCGACGCGAGUCCAAGCAGACAUUUGAUGUCUUUGUCGAGUCAAAUGCGACCAGUGUCCCCUCGACAGUUCUUUCCCAUUGUCAAAGGAAAUAAGGAUCUUGAAGUGAUCUUUAGGCCUAUGUCCACACCUUUUGCCCUGUGGACUUUAGAGCGACCUUUGACAAGCAUGCCCAAGGUUUACGUUAACAAUAGUAUCGUGGUCGUGGGAGCGAGUCGAACUGGACUGUCGUUUAUUGAAUCACUUUUUAUGGGACCUAGCGCCCAAUACCUUAGUUUUACAAACAUAACUCUGGUAUCUGAACAUGGUCUACCAACUGUGCCAGAUUGUCUGAAGGCAGCGGAGAUCUGUGUGCCAAGAGACGGUCGCUUCACAGAUAGAUACAUCAAGAGUGUGCCAUUCUAUUACUAUGUGGACGUUCUCUCGGGAGUUAUGGCUAAAAUUGAUAGAAAAAAGAAAUGCAUCCACUUAAAAGAUGGAGGCAUAAAAUUCUAUGAUGAGCUAGUAUUGGCCUGCGGUCAGCAAUUCCAGCAUCCGGAUUACUUGAAGGAAUCAACUGAUACUGGUACAGAUGUGAAAGCGUCGAAGUUCUGCGAUCGGUUGCCUAUGGACGAUAUCCGAUACCAACCGGACAGGGUCCCACCGCCCCCGGAGUUGCCUGACAAUGUUAUGCUGAUCAACUCCUUGUUUGAAGCGAAUUCCUGCCUUAGAAAACUUUUGGCUCUGAUAAAAGAGACUAAGCACUCUGACAGUUGUUUGAGCGAAGACAACAAGAUCGUGGUUUACGGGGACUGUGUAGAAGCGUACAGUUGUAUUGCCGCUCUCUUGGAACUCGGUAUAAGCGCGAGGACAAUAGCUUUUGUGGAGCCUUUUCCACCUGAAGAUGAUACUAAGAUGAGAGUCAAUUGCUUUAAUAAUGAAACGGUCGACGAGCGGGUGCAGCUAUCACUGAAGAAGUUGAAGAUUCAAGUCUACAGAAGGACUUAUCUGUACGGUUGGUGGCAAAAGGAUGACCGAGUGGAAACUAUUCGACUUAUUUCGCCGCUCACCGCGUUGCAUUUGCCGUGUUUCGCUCUGUUUUACUAUGGAUUGAGAGCGAUUGAUGUCUACGCAUUUAAAGCGAUAAACGAGUGUGGUCUAGUGUAUGACGGUGGUUUGGUGGUUGGGCCCAACUUCGAUACGAACGAUCCACACGUUUUUGCGGCUGGACCGUGCGUCCGUUAUUCUAGAAAGCUCUACGCUAAUAAUAGAUUGCAUAAAUAUUACACUUCAGAGGAUGUGGGAGAAGCGAUGGCGCGAAUGUUUCUUCGCAAACUGGAUCCGUUUAUGACGGGCGUCAAUGAGACAGAUUCGUCGUCAGGGGAGGUUAUGCAACGAUCUAGUUUCGGUUCCAGUUUAUCUGCAUUCAAAGAGUCACAUGCAAGUGUCGCUAGUGGUAUACGUCUUUCAGCGAGUGCUAUUAAAGGACGCUGGCAGCCAGUCCCAAAGUUCGAUUCUCCGUUGGCUCAAACGGCGACAUUACCAGGACCUUUGUACUACUUGAUCCUAAGGAGACCAGGCCCUGAAAUACCUAUGGCAGUGCAAUUAGUACUUCCUCAUCAGGGACACACACUGAUAACAGAUAAGAACGAGAACUACUUCCGUCUCCAAAUCAACGCGUUGCACACCAUAGAAGCUAUCACCUGCCUCUCCAAGAAGAAAUUUUCUUCGGAGACAUUCAUCUUGCUGUACGGAAGACACGAAUCUUAUUUCAAUAAUUUGUUGGCUAGGUUUGAGUUAAAUCUAAUAGAUGAUUUCUACGACUUUUUCAACAAGCCGUGGAUGUCUGCUUUAUACCAAGAAGCAUUUCAAGAUCUGUUGGUGAAAAUUAAAGAGCACGGAAUCGAUACGGUUCACGAUUUUAUGAAGUCAAAGUACAAUGAGCUACUCGAUGGCGUUUUGGAAACAAACCUCAAUUCCUCAUCCUGCUGUGCUGUGACUUGUAGUGGAGAUAGAUCAAAGGAGUGCGGACAGAACGCAGCGCUACGCCACGAGGCGGCUGUUUUCUGGCGAUCGAUAGGCGGUGAGCAGAUCGUCGGAUCGCAUCUGGCGGCCUACCUCCGCCGGAACAACGUCACCAACCCCCAGUACGCUCUUGCACGGAAUGAGUUUAUUUAG
This is a messenger RNA of Leptosia nina, 3891 nucleotides long. The record is from the annotation of a GenBank genome assembly. NCBI's taxonomy places the organism in Eukaryota, Metazoa, Arthropoda, Insecta, Lepidoptera, Pieridae.